AUGGAGAACGGUGCAUCUUCUGAUGGCAAGGAUCCAUCAACUUUCCUGGGGGAGAUCAUCGGCGCCCCAGUCACUGUCAAAUUGAACUCUGGAGUUGUCUAUAAAGGAGAACUUCAAUCGGUAGACGGCUAUAUGAAUAUAGCAUUGGAGAAAUCCGAGGAAUUUGUUAAUGGACAAUUGACGCGCAGUUAUGGGGAUGCCUUCAUCCGAGGAAAUAAUGGUUUGUCAUGUCAGACCUACCAAGAUUGGCACUUCUAA
This is a messenger RNA of Aspergillus sclerotioniger CBS 115572, 258 nucleotides long. Its product is annotated as U4/U6-U5 snRNP complex subunit LSM6. Lineage: Eukaryota; Fungi; Ascomycota; Eurotiomycetes; Eurotiales; Aspergillaceae. Gene Ontology annotation, molecular function: RNA binding. The transcript is spliced from 2 exons. Gene Ontology annotation, biological process: maturation of SSU-rRNA; mRNA splicing, via spliceosome. The record is from RefSeq and is a predicted model, not a curated record. Bases 1 to 258 code for a protein of 85 amino acids. Gene Ontology annotation, cellular component: P-body; nucleolus; U4/U6 x U5 tri-snRNP complex.